CAAAAAACCAAACAAAACUAUAAACAGUUCCACUGUAGAAAAGUCUGGACUCAACCUCAGCGUUUCCUUUCUAGUCUGGACUCAACCUCAGCGUUUCCUUUCUCCGUCACUCACUCUCUCUUAAACUCCACUUUUGUCCGCGGCGUUUCGUCUCCAACACACAAAUUCCUCCAUUUUCUCUCUCUUCUGCAACGACCCAUUAUUAUUUAUAAAAUUCACAAAAAUAAAAUAAAAAUUAAUUUUAAAUAAAAAUUAAAUCUUUCGUUUUUUUUUUAAUUUUAAUUUUGGUUUUUUUUUUAAUCGAAUUGAAACCCUAGAAAGCGGGAGAAGAACAACAGCUAAAACCCUAGUUUUGUUUUGGCGAAAAGAGAGAGAGAAAAAGAGGAAAUCUGAGUUUUUUUUGGUUUUGGUGAUUAAUCGAUUUUCUGGGAAAUUUGUGUGUUUUUUUUAAAUAAAUUUGAUAAGAUAAUGUCGACGACGCCAUAUCGUAGUCAUAGCGGUGAUAGGUUUUACUACCCGCCGGCGGUGCGACGGCAGCAGCUUCAACAACAACAGCAGGAGCAGCAACAACAGGUUAUGGUGCAGAAGCAGCAGCAGCAGGAGAGAGAUGAGAUUAGGCGAGAGAAACAUCAUAAUCACAAUCACAAUCAGAAUCAGAAUCAGCCGCCUCAGCAGCAGCCGCAGCAGCGGCGGAAGAAGGCGGCGGAUAUGGUGGUUCAGCAGCCGCCACCACCGCAGCAGCAGCAGCAGCAGAGAGUGAAGAGUCCAUCUUCGUCGUCAGAGAAUCGAGUGGAAUCUGAUGAUUGUGCUUCCACGGCGACUACCACGACGACGACACCUGCUGCGUCGGUGUCGUCGCAUUCGACGAAUUUGGAUCGGUUUUUGGAGCAUACUACUCCGUCGGUCCCCGCUCAGCACUUCUCUAAGACGAGCAUGAAGGGAUGGAGAACUCAGGAUGAUGAGUUUCGACUGUACUUUGUGCUUGGUGAUCUCUGGGAGUCUUAUAAGGAGUGGAGUGCAUAUGGGGCAGGAGUGCCGCUUUUGUUAAAUGGAAGCGACUCCGUUGUGCAGUAUUAUGUUCCAUAUUUAUCGGGCAUUCAGUUGUACAUAGACCCAUCAAAGCCCUCUCCAAGAACCAGAAUACCUGGGGAGGAGAGUGAUGAGUCAUCUAGAGAAACUAGUAGUGAUGGCAGCAGUGAUUGUGAAACCGAAAGAGGAGCUUGCAAUUUUGCUGCAUGGAACCAGCAGGAACUUGCCGAUUCUACUCAACAAGAUAUGAAGGCACUUUCUCUGAGAUAUAAACCCUUCAAUGGUUCAUCCAGUGAUGAAGGGGACUUUUCCAGUUCUCCUGGUGUUCUUACCUUUGAAUAUUUUGAGCGUGAUCCUCCCUACAGUAGGGAGCCAUUGGCUGACAAGAUAUUGCUUCUUGCAUCACGUUUUCCGGAACUAAAAACGUACAGGAGCUGCGAUUUAUCUCCAUCAAGUUGGAUUUCUGUUGCUUGGUACCCGAUAUACAGAAUUCCAACUGGUCCAACCCUCCAGAACUUGGAUUCCUGCUUCUUGACUUUUCACUCCCUCUCAACACCUCUUCGUGGUGGACAGAGUGAGUGGCGAAGUCAGAAUGGUUCAUGCCCAAGGGAGAUUCCAAAUGGGUUGAAUAAGAUACCAUUGCCGAUAUUUGGAAUGGCGUCAUAUAAGUUCAAAAUCUCGGUUUGGGAUCAAAACGGAGUUGAUGACUCGCAGAAGGCUAAUUCCCUGUUGCAAGCUGCAGAUGAGUGGCUCCGGCUUCUAAAUGUGAAUCACCCUGAUUACAGCUUCUUUGCCUCUCACAACUUUAACUGGAGAUGAGAGCCAGAUGAAGCGGUGAAAGAGAAGACUCCUUUGCUCAGCUGACUAAAAGUAUUUUAAAAAAAGUUGUUGGCUGAGAAUCCAGAAUCCCAUCUCAGCCUACUUUCUGUUCCUGAAUCUGCAACUUUGGUUAUGCAAUCUGCAAUUACUUGUAUUUUGGAAGGAAGUUGUUUUAGAAACAUCAGCUUUUGGUGACUUGCAAGCUCGGCUUACUGGCGGCGAGGGAUGAAGUUUAUCUAUCUAUCUACGCCGUGUAAUUUGCUAAAUAACUUUGCAGUACCGAAACUUUCUGAUGUGAAACAGUUGUUUAUGAGGAUGGGAUUCUAUUCCUAGGCAUGUUGAAAGUCUACGGGCUUUUGUUUGCCAGUGUAUGACUAGGCUCUGCUUUCAUUUUAUUUUUUUUUAAAAAAAGAAAAAAGAGUAGAUAUCAUAUGAGCAAGGUAUUAUUUGUACAAAUACAUGCUAUGCUUUGAAUGGAUAAGUUACUGGUCA
Spinacia oleracea (spinach) is the source of this 2340-nucleotide messenger RNA. RefSeq lists its product as uncharacterized. The record is from RefSeq and is a predicted model, not a curated record. Bases 469 to 1848 code for a protein of 459 amino acids. The transcript has 6 exons. NCBI's taxonomy places the organism in Eukaryota, Viridiplantae, Streptophyta, Magnoliopsida, Caryophyllales, Amaranthaceae.